Messenger RNA from Bufo gargarizans (Asiatic toad), 1663 nucleotides. RefSeq names its product oocyte zinc finger protein XlCOF6.1-like. The transcript has 4 exons. Lineage: Eukaryota; Metazoa; Chordata; Amphibia; Anura; Bufonidae. The record is from RefSeq and is a predicted model, not a curated record. Gene Ontology annotation, molecular function: DNA-binding transcription activator activity, RNA polymerase II-specific; RNA polymerase II cis-regulatory region sequence-specific DNA binding. Gene Ontology annotation, cellular component: nucleus. Bases 17 to 1303 code for a protein of 428 amino acids. Gene Ontology annotation, biological process: regulation of transcription by RNA polymerase II.
UCUGUACAAGGACAUCAUGAUGGAGGACCACCAGACCCUCACAUCACCAGGUAGACCAAGUAAGAGAAGAACACCAGAGAGAUGUCCAAGUCCUCUUCCCCCACAGGAUCAUCAGCUUUUGAAUGUGGAUAAAGAUCUGAAUAAUAUUAAUUCUACAUAUACAUAUGUGAGGGGUGAUGCCCAGUGUAAGGAGGAAAUUUCUACAGAGACAUAUGUGAGGGGUGAUGACCAGUGUAAGGAAGAAAUUCUUACAGAGACAUAUGUGAGGGGCGAUGACCAGUGUAAGCAAGAGAUUCCUACAGAUAACCACCCAGAUGACUGUAUGGGGAGCUCAGAGGGACAGCUGAUGUCUUCAACUUUUAAAGCAAAUGCUCUUGGUCUCACAGGACACACAUAUCAAGAUCAUGCCAUUAUCUCAGAUAUACCUUCAGCUCUAACACAUCUUCUAUCUUCUGAUUCAUCACAAACUUUAAAGCAGAAUAAAAGUCACAGAAUAGAAGUUGAACAUCAAAGAACAUGCACAGGAAAAAAGACAAUAUCAUGUUUAGAAUGUGGGAAAUGUUUCACUUGGAAAUCACAACUUGUUGAACAUCAAAGAACUCACACAGGGGAGAUGCCAUUUUCAUGCCAGGAAUGUGGGAAAUGCUUCAUAAGAAAAUCACAUCUUGUUGAACAUCAGAGAACUCAUACAGGGCAAAGGCCAUUUUCAUGCCAAGAAUGUGGGAAAUGCUUCACAAGAAAAGCAUAUGUUGUUGAACAUCAGAGAAUUCACACAGGGGUGAAGCCAUUUUCAUGCUCAGAAUGUGGAAAAUGUUUUACUUGGAAAUCACAUCUUGUUAAACAUCAACAAACUCACACAGGAGAUACACCGUUCUCAUGUCCAGAAUGUGGGAAAGGUUUUACUUGGAAAUCACAGUUUGUUAAACAUCAACGAACUCACACAGGGGAAACUCCAUUUUCGUGUCUAGAAUGUGGGAAAUCUUUUACUUGGAAACCACAACUUAUUAAACAUCAACGAAUUCACACAGGGGAGACACCAUUUUCAUGUGAAGAAUGUGGGAAAUGUUUUACACACAAAACAACACUUGUUGUACAUCAAAGAAUUCACACAGGGGAGAAGCCAUUUUCAUGUUCAGAAUGUGGGAAAUGUUUUGCACAGAAAGCAACACUUGUUGUACAUCUAAGAACUCACACAGGAGAUAAGCCAUUUUCAUGUUCAGAAUGUGGGAAAUGUUUUAUUCGGAAACCACAACUUAUUAAACAUCAACAAACUCACACAGGGGAAAAGCCAUUUUCAUGUUAAGAAUGUGGGAAAUGUUUCUUAAGAAAAGCAAAUCUUGUUGAACAUCUUGUUGAUGCCAUUUUGAUGUACAGAAUGUGGGAAAUAUUUAACUUUUAGAUCACAAAUUGUCAAAUAUCAAUGAACUCGCACAGGAGAGAACCCAUUUUCAUACCAAAAAUGUGGGAAAUGUUAUGGCGAGACAUCAAACCUUGUUAGUGUAGUCGCAAACCAACCUUCUGAUGUGAUGCGGCGUCCUAAUAGUUCAGAAGUUAAGUGAGCCGGAUCGAGGUCAAGACACAGAGACACAUACAAGAUGUGUUUCUAGUAAUGGCCUUCUUUAUUGUAAUGAGAAGUGCACGUAUUUAUACACAGACAAACGAA